UCUGUGCCCCUCCCCCGGGCAGCUGCCAGCAUCGGUGCCGUGAGGAUGGGAGACCCCUUUGCCUACUGGAGCGGACCCCCAUCCCGCAAUGAAUAUGAAGACAGCCCCCACGGCCCCACCAGCUUCGCCCGACCCAGCGCCAAAAGCAUCUACAAUCAGCGCAAGGAUUACGGGCAGACGCUGCUCAAACCCCAAAGCGACUUCCAGCACCCCGUGGAGCACCUGGUGACCCUACGCCUGGAGCGGGAGCUGCGCAGCGUGGAGGAUUGCGUGGGGCGGCUGCGGGAUUUGGAGGCACAGGGGAAGGUUUGGGGUCAGGAUCUCCUCUUGGGGGUCCGGGAUCAGGACCUGCUGCUGAGCGACGUGGAGAGCAGG
Molecule: messenger RNA, 375 nt
Organism: Lagopus leucura (white-tailed ptarmigan)
Lineage: Eukaryota; Metazoa; Chordata; Aves; Galliformes; Phasianidae
Product: epidermal growth factor receptor kinase substrate 8-like protein 3
Exons: 4
Biological process (GO): Rho protein signal transduction; regulation of Rho protein signal transduction; positive regulation of ruffle assembly
Cellular component (GO): ruffle membrane; plasma membrane; vesicle
Molecular function (GO): actin binding
Source: RefSeq, a predicted model, not a curated record